AAUGUAUUUUGUCCAUCAAAUUAAAACACCUCACCUAAUGUAGGGUUGCAAGUUUCUUUUAUAAACUUAUUUAAUAUGCUGCUUCCAAAACACCAAUUUCCUAAAAACUAAGUGAUAAUAGGGGAUAGGGCUAUUGCUAAAACCCAGCCCAGGGACCCAGUUGUCUGUCAAUAUUUAACAAAUGAACUUUUUCUGUGUGUAACUUUGGACACACAAGAGCUCUGAGGGCAAUGUCCUAACAAACAAUCUCUGCUGGAUUUUUCUCUGAGAUCACUCUCAAUUCAACAUUCAAAAAUGGAGGAAAUGCAAAAUUCAGGUCGUCCAUAUAACAAACUGAUUAGUCAGGAGGAAUUCACUGAAGAUGAGCCUCAUCUACCAUCAAAUCAGGAGAAUCAAGUGACUGUGUCGACGAUGAGACCUGAAUCUACCAUCGUGAAUCGUUACAAACUGCUAACAGCAAGCCUAGCAGCGUUAGCGGUGAUUCUGCUACUGGUUAAUAUUGGCCUUGGGGUGUACUAUAACAAACUAACUGACAACAACAUAGUGAGAGACAUCAGCGGAGAGAUAAGAAAACUUCAGGCUUCUUAUGACGCUGCACUGCAAAGCAGGGAUGAAGUCAAGAAACAGCUGGCCAUGGAGAUCAGCGAGCAGCAACUCAUCAAGUGGGAGCUCGAACACCAGACCCUCAGAGUCAAAGACUACGAAAAGCAGGUGGAAAAGUUGCAGGUGGACAUUGCAUCGUUGCAAUCCCAUUUACCGAUGAUAAAGGAGGGCUGCAGACACUGUUUGCCUGGAUGGACUUUCAUGAGCUCAAGCUGCUAUUACUUCCCGUUUUCGGACACUUUUUACCGCACGUCGUGGAACGAGGCCCGGCAGUCCUGCAGGAGGCAGGGAGGAGACUUGGCCAUUGUGAACAACAGAGAAAAGCAUCUUGGAAUAACUAGGCUCAUAACAAUUAAUCAAGAGCUUUCAAGAUCAGUGUUGCAAAGUGGUUACUGGAUCGGACUGAGAGACGUGGAAGAGGAAGGGGUCUGGAAAUGGGUGGAUGGGACGAGACUGACUGACGGGUUCUGGAACGUCGGAGAGCCAAACAACUUAAACAAUGAGGACUGUGCCGCAGUGUACCCCAACAGCAACCCAUUCAUGUCUUGGAAUGAUGCACCGUGCAAUUAUAACCUGAAGUGGAUUUGUGAAAUGGCACCGAGGUCUUUCGGAUAACAAAAUCAUUCUUUUUAAAGUCCUACUUUUAUUUGCAGAAGCAACAAUUGAGCAUCACUACAGAGAUUCUUUUGUGCUGUUUCUUUAUUGUUUAUCUUAUAUUACCUAUAAAUGGCAGGGAAGGUCAAACUACAAAAAAUUUUAUCAGAAAAUACAUACAUUUUUAGAUUUUUGUAUAACAAAUAUUUGACGCUACUAUA
Molecule: messenger RNA, 1418 nt
Organism: Poecilia latipinna (sailfin molly)
Lineage: Eukaryota; Metazoa; Chordata; Actinopteri; Cyprinodontiformes; Poeciliidae
Product: CD209 antigen-like
Exons: 6
Coding region: 295-1218 (307 amino acids)
Source: RefSeq, a predicted model, not a curated record